AUGGGCAGUCCUUGGUUUACGCGCUCAGAUGAGCAUAAUCCAAAGAACCAAGAUCAUCAAAACAACUCGGGUAACCCGGUAGAGGUGGGCAUGGCCGCUGAGACUAAAGAUAUUUACCGGAAGAGCAGCUGGGACCCCUGGCAGGAGUGGACGGAGGAAGAAAUCGGAGUUGAUGGAAGAUCAUCCCAAGCUUCAGCCAAAUACGCACUCAUUGUCCGCCGCGAGAAGGAACAUGGUGAAAUUGAUGAAUCAGUCCUAUCGCUACAUUCUAUCACAGUGCAGAGCCCACUGCUCAAAAAGAUUCUCGGUCCGGUUUUCAAGGGCUACAAGGGCAUCAAACCCAACCUCAAGAAACUCGAGUUUCAUGCGCCUUUUCGAGAGUUCUUCUAUAGAUGGGAUGAGUUUACUCAAGCCGACCCAAGGAACGAUUCCGCUGAUUCCUCCGAGGAGUGUUCGCAUUACAAACUUCUGGCAGAUAUCAUACGUGCCGAGAUCAAGCCGCGUAUUGAGCAAGCCUCGGAUCUUUUGAACAACGGCGUUAUAUCUUUUGAUUAUGUGUGGACGCUCUUUGAGCCUGAUAUCGAAGUCUACACCACGGUCGAAGGCCGCGAUAGACUGUUUAGGUUGAGCAGCAGUAAUUAUUCCAAGGCGCCAGAUGGAACAGUGGCAUACGUGCUUUGUGCCCGCUUCAUCGACACCGAUGGGGACAUCUUCGGGUACACAGAAACAACCUUGAACAUAUUGCCUUUUGAGAACGUCAAGCCAAUUUUGGAGCUAGAAGUUAUCCCGGCACGUCUAUGCCCCCACUUGGAUGAAGUCAAGGAUCGACUCGUACAACGUGGUCGAGUAUUUGAGAGCUUGAAAGGCAUCCACCACAGGACGUAUUCUGGUAUGUACAGUCUGUCUAGUACAGCCUCGGGUAUUCCAAAGCAGCGACACGUAACUCAUAGGUCUCUACCAGCAAAACCAUGCGCCACAAUAGUUUCGAGAAAUGGCUCACAAAACUCAAGUUGGCUCAAGGCCCUUACCAAAGGCAAGUUUCUUACUACCAACCUAGGACUAUUCGACAUUGAGCUCAUCAAAGACGUGUUAUGGAGCUCAACAGCCUUUGAUCAGCUAGUGCUGCCGCACGAUUACAAACGAAUUAUUCAGGCAUUUGUUGGUGCUCAAAUGUCUGGCUUGGACAAUUUUGACGAUGUAAUCAAAGGCAAAGGACGAGGAAUCAUUAUGCUUCUAAGCGGAGAGCCGGGAACUGGGAAAACACUCACAGCAGAGUCUGUUUCCGAGAUCAUGCAAAAGCCCCUCUAUAACAUGAGUGCUGCCGAGUUGGGGGAUGUUGCCCAAGAGGUUGAGCAGAAGCUAGACUGUGCUCUCGAGCUCUCAACAAGAUGGGGAGCAGUCCUUCUCCUCGAUGAGUGCGACGUCUUUCUCCAACGUCGAACUACCUCAGAUAUCAAAAGAAACAAACUCGUCUCGAUUUUCCUUAGACUCCUCGAAUACUUUGAGGGCGUCAUGUUUUUGACAACUAAUCGAGUCUCGGCAUUCGACCCGGCGUUUGAGUCUCGAAUUCAUCUCACUAUUCAUUAUCCCAAUCUGGACUACACUAGCAGACUGCAUAUCUGGAGGACAUUUGUUAAUAUUGGCACCGAUUGGAAUAGUCUUUCUGAAGAUGAGCUGGAUGAAUUGGCCGGUGUCGAGCUCAAUGGGAGACAGAUCAAGAAUGUGGUCAAGACGGCAAGACUUCUUGCAACGCACGAAAGGACUCAGCUGGCUAUGGGCCAUAUCAGCACGGUUCUGAGGAUCAAGAAAGGGCUAGCAGGAGGGUCAUGAUAUGGAAGCUUGUGAGAUACCAGAAAUGCCUUUUCCA
This is a messenger RNA of Fusarium oxysporum Fo47, 1867 nucleotides long. Its product is annotated as P-loop containing nucleoside triphosphate hydrolase protein. Bases 1 to 1830 code for a protein of 609 amino acids. The transcript is spliced from 5 exons. The record is from RefSeq and is a predicted model, not a curated record. NCBI's taxonomy places the organism in Eukaryota, Fungi, Ascomycota, Sordariomycetes, Hypocreales, Nectriaceae. Gene Ontology annotation, molecular function: ATP hydrolysis activity; ATP binding.